Molecule: messenger RNA, 1100 nt
Organism: Hevea brasiliensis (rubber tree)
Lineage: Eukaryota; Viridiplantae; Streptophyta; Magnoliopsida; Malpighiales; Euphorbiaceae
Product: zinc finger protein 8
Exons: 1
Coding region: 350-1054 (234 amino acids)
Biological process (GO): trichome differentiation; trichome morphogenesis; response to gibberellin
Molecular function (GO): DNA-binding transcription factor activity
Source: RefSeq, a predicted model, not a curated record
ACAAGUGAAAGCAAGCAAAGAUAGUACUUAGAUCGAGAAGCCGAAGCCACUCUCAUCUCAUCUGAGUUCUGACCAGAACUUGUGGCCUUGUCAGCCCUCACUCUCAGAUGGGUCAGCCCCAAUUGUCCAUUCAUAACACCAUCACCCUUUAUAGGUCCCACCUCCUCUACAUCUCCACAUACAAAACCCCUUCUCCUCCUCCUCCUCCUCCAUCUCCCUAUCUCAUCAAUUUCUCCUCCACCACCACCACCGCCGCCUUCUCCUCCUCACCCUAGCUCCACCUUGAUCUCCUGCUUAAACACUAGAACAUAAUCUAGAGCUAGCUAGUAUAAAUUACUCAAUUUUCUUGAUGGAUAAGAGUGAAAGAGAGACUCAUGACUUCAUGAACGUGGAAUCCUUCUCUCAGCUUCCUUUUAUCCGUCCUGCACCCGUCAAAGAAAAGGGCAUUCGUCUCUUUGGCAUAGAAUUUGGAGGCAAUGACACUAGUGCGGCGGCUGAUGAGUCUGCGUCUGCCGAAACCAAUGAAGACAGUACUGCAAAAGAAAGCGAGACUAGCGGAGAUAACAAUAGAAGAUUUGAGUGUCAUUACUGUUGUAGAAAUUUCCCUACUUCUCAAGCCUUGGGUGGCCAUCAAAACGCACACAAAAGAGAGCGCCAGCACGCAAAAAGGGCUCAUCUUCAGUCGGCCAUGGUUCACAACAGCCUCUCUGAUGCUCAUAUUUAUGGGCUGAUGAACUACAGGAUAGGCUCAACUCCUAACCCACCCAUGUCUUAUCCUUCAUGGAAUAGCCACCCUAAUAAUUCUAGGUUUUAUGGUAGCCAUGGCUCCUACUCUCAGCAACCCAUCAAUGGGAGUCCACUCGGCUUGUGGCGGAUCCCAGCCGUUCAUGGUAGUGCUACUCUUCAUCGAGACCGUUCUGUGCAUCCCUUGCCUUUAUUUGCAGGCGAAGAGUUGAAGCCCUCGCAGGUGAGUGGCUCUAGCUCGCAGGGGCGAUAUGGAUACGAGUCCAAGCCAAGCGUCCAAGACCAUGUGAGUUUAGAUCUUCAUCUGUAAUUCGAUAAAUAUAACUUGAACAAAUGAGAAAGUCAGAUUUUCUUUA